Molecule: messenger RNA, 1840 nt
Organism: Notothenia coriiceps (black rockcod)
Lineage: Eukaryota; Metazoa; Chordata; Actinopteri; Perciformes; Nototheniidae
Gene: b3galt4
Product: UDP-Gal:betaGlcNAc beta 1,3-galactosyltransferase, polypeptide 4
Exons: 1
Coding region: 218-1330 (370 amino acids)
Biological process (GO): protein O-linked glycosylation
Cellular component (GO): Golgi membrane
Molecular function (GO): hexosyltransferase activity
Source: RefSeq, a predicted model, not a curated record
AACACAAGGGUACCAGCUCCUCUCACUGCAGCCUCCUCCAGUCGCUGCUGCGCGUCACUAAACCUGAGCAACGUAAAGACCAAGAGAGAUGCACACCCAAUGACCAAAAAGGGAUUUUAAUCGUGGAGACAAGAAAAGGAGGACCGGUGAGGAGGACAAGCUGCGACAGAGCGGUCUACAGACUCAGAGCUGCCUGUAACGGUAGUGGGGGUUGGCCAUGGUCGGACGGGGGCUGUGGAUAUGUAAGCCCCGGUUUGGAAAGCGGGGCAGGUUUGGUGUUUUGCCUUAUCUGUGCGCGGCGAUAGCGAGCUUAGCCUUACUGGCUCUGCUCUUUGUGGACUGCAUCGAAUCAUGGGUCACCUCCAUGAACAUGAACACGUUGGUGGAGCCGCACGCAGCCAUCAUCCCCCCGCAGAGCGUCCCCCCCACCCGGCCCGAGGAGUUUCUGCUCAUGCCCAGCCCGUUAAUGUGCCAGCGUGCCAAGCCUUACCUCAUCACCAUGGUUACCUCGUCUCCUGCCAACCAGAGGGCCCGCCAGGCCAUCCGGGACACCUGGGGAGGGGAGGUGGAGGUGAGGGGCUUGCGCGUCAUGACCCUCUUCAUGGUGGGGGUAGCUUCUGACCCCGGACUGGCCAAGCUGCUGAUCGAGGAGGCCAGGGAGCGAGGAGACCUGAUUCAGGGGCGUUUUCUGGACACCUACUCCAACCUUACCCUGAAAACCCUGUCCCUGCUGGGGUGGGCCCGCAGGUUCUGCCCCCAGGCCCACUUCAUGGCCAAAGUGGAUGAUGACGUUCUGUUCAAUCCCAGUGCCCUCCUGCACUUCCUGAACAGGAGUCGUAACCCCUACGAACAAGGAGACUUAUACCUUGGCAGGGUGCAUCUCCACGUGGCCCCGGACCGUGACCCAGAUGGCAAGCAUUACCUCCCUUCAGGGGCCUACCCUCCUUCUGUGUUUCCGGACUAUUGCAGUGGCACAGCCUAUGUUCUGUCCCGCUCCGCACUGCUCAAGAUUUCCCUGGCGGCCUCUGCGUCACCUCUUUCCACACCUCUGCCCCCUGAGGACGUGUUUGUUGGUUUGUGUGCCCGGACAGCUGGAGUGUUGCCCUCACACUGCCCACUCUUCUCCGGGGGCCCAGGGGUGCCGUACGGGCGCUGCUGCUAUCAGGCCAUGGUGUCCAUCCACCAUGUCCCACCCAGGGAGAUGCUGCACUACUGGGCUGAUGUCCACAUAUCUCGGCCCUGCUCGUGGCUGGGUAUCCGGGCUUCUCUGGGGCUCUGCAAGGUCAGGGCGAUGCUGGGGACCGCUCUGGGGCUGGAGCAGGGCUUAUGAGGGUGGAUAAGAAGGAAAGGAAGAAAGUAAAACUGGACUUAUUGGGGCUGUGCCUCAAUACUGUGAACAGCACACGUGCUCUUCAGGCUGUAAAAUGUCUGUAUUUUUAUAGCUUUAUUUUUUUAAACACAAUUAGGCCUAUUUAAUUAUUUAUUUAUUUUGCAGAAAAGAGGACAACGCAGCUCGUGGUAGGCUAUGUCACAGUAGACUGUUACACAUUACUUUCGCUUUUACACACGUUUUUUAAACGUAAAACAAACAACACCAUGGCAUGCUGAUUCAGGAAAUACAUCCGCUUAACUGAUCUCAGAACUCAACUGACAUCUAUGCUGCUACCUCAUACAACCCGUGUAGUUUAUCAGGCCUACUUCUGAUAUUAGUUUAAAAUGAUGCCUAAAUGCACGAUGCUUUAAACAAAAGUAGCCUACAAUAGAUAUCAAACUAAGGCUCCAGGAACCUUGCAAAACACAUUAGAAGUAGGCCUACAACACAUUAAUAAGUCACAACUUA